AAUUUCGUUUAAAUUAUGUGAAACGGUGAAGGUCGAACCCGUGAGAGCACAUUUUCAUAAGUUUUAAAAACAACGAAACAAAAUGUUGUUUUCGAAGAACAUAUUGAAAAUUGCUACUUUGCAAAAGAUAUUUUCACUUGCUCGUUAUCAAAAGCGAACUUUAUCUACGAGUGUCAGUCUUCAGUUUUACCACGGAAACAAGAUGAAUUCAGACGAGUUUCUUGAAGAUGAUGACGGUCUUUAUGAAGUGCAGGAAAGGCCCCCUCUACCGUUGAUUACUUCAAGAAAUAUAGAAUUUCCUAACCCAUAUGUUGCAUCUAAGCAGGCAUGGCUUGAAAACUUAGAUACUGUUCAAUCACAGAAACUAGGAAUUAUAGAUCUCCAUCCAGAUAUAUUUGGAAGGCCACCGAGGAUUGAUUUGUUGCACAGAAAUACUAAGUGGCAAUACUUGUAUAAGUACAUUAACUAUGAAUGUACACAAUCAAGAGCUGAACGACCAGGCGGAGGACGGAAACCGUGGAAACAGAAGCGUACAGGUAAACAUCGUGCAGGAAGCAUCCGUGCACCGCAGUGGAGAGGUGGCGGAGUAUCACAUGGACCGCGUGGACCUCUUUCAAAAUUCUACAUGCUGGCAGAUACUGACCGUGUUCUAGGAUUGUGUAUAGCCUUAUCAGUCAAAUAUGCUCAAAAUGAUCUCCAUAUAGUGGAUUCGUUACAAAUCCCAUCAGAUGAACCAGAAUAUCUGGAGGAACUUCUUGACACACGGUUUUGGGGAUUUUCUGCACUAUUUGUGGAUGACAGAGAUAUCAUGCCUCAAAAUAUUGCACUUGCUGCUAGUGAAAUUGGGCACAUUAAUCUGAUGCCAGUGUAUGGACUAAACGUAUACAGUAUGCUAAAGCAUGAAACACUUAUACUAACUCUUAGUGCAGUGGAAAAAAUUGAGAAAAAACUGCUUGAGAAACUACACAGUCCAGUUACUAAUGUUGCAUUUAAGCGAUAACAUUUUGACAAACAUAAAUUCGAAUUUACUCCCAUCUUUAUAUUGUAAGAAAAUAAAACAAUACAGGUUGUCUUUGAGUUGUCUGCUGUCAAAUGUUUUGACAGCUCUUCUUGGGAAAAGCAAGAUGUGCUCUGUGUUAUAUUUAAAUUAAGUUGCAUUUCUUUUCAUUAUUGUCUCUUAGACUUUUGAUAAUUCAUUGCAUCACAGUUGUAUAUACCUAGUGACUUGCAGUUAUUCAAGAUUUUAGACUUAAUUAUUAAGUUAAUAAUUGAUUCGUGCAUUUAAUGAUUGAUAUUUAACACUAAGUUACAAGAAUGAAACAAGAUGCAGUCAGGUGCUAUCUGAAGUGCAUUGCAUUAAAUCACAUUACUUUGCAUACAUAUGUAAUUUUAUAAAAUGAUAAUGGUCUAAAAAUUUGUGUAGAAAUUUAAACUUGAUGUCCAUUAUACUGUACUGGUACUGAUGAUAAACCCGAGCAGAAAAAAUGAGGUUUUUUACCUGUACCUUUUUUAUUUCUGCAAAUUGUAAUCAACGGUCGGUAUCAGAAUAAAGCUUAACCUUUGCUGAAAACUUUACAUAAUUCAAAUUUAUAUUUAGUAAACAAAGUCACACGAAGUGAGGCCCGGAAAGGGGUAUGUAAAAAGGGGAUUGUAUGAAUGUUGACUGAUGAUAAAUUCGAACACUUUGUCAUUUACAAAAUUUUCUUGGUAUUAUUAUAUUGAAACUUUCCCCAAAAAGCUGCAACAGUCAUUCCUGAUCAAGUUAUGAAAAGUUACCAAAUGUCAGGCCUUCAUGUUUCGACAGUGAGCAUGCGCAAAAAACACCCUCUUCCCCAGUAAUUUUGGAUAAAUAUUUUUUAUACAAUUUAUGUAAGUCAUUUAUUUAUACAGAAUAUUUACUAAUUUUGUUUUUGUUUACACCAGUUGGUGUUGUAAGUGGAAACUAUUAGAUGGUGUGUUCAAUUUUAUAAAUAACCGAUUGCAAUCGAAUAUUUCCAAGGUGGUCGACUUUAUCAUCUGUCCGGGUUUAUCAUCAAUACCAGUAUGCUUAUUCUAUAUUAAACUGUUCAGAUUGUUUGAAUUAGGUAUUAAAAAUGAAGAUGAAUA
This is a messenger RNA of Mercenaria mercenaria, 2106 nucleotides long. RefSeq names its product 39S ribosomal protein L4, mitochondrial-like. Gene Ontology annotation, cellular component: ribosome. Lineage: Eukaryota; Metazoa; Mollusca; Bivalvia; Venerida; Veneridae. The transcript has a single exon. Gene Ontology annotation, biological process: translation. The record is from RefSeq and is a predicted model, not a curated record. The coding region runs from base 83 to 1000 and encodes 305 amino acids. Gene Ontology annotation, molecular function: structural constituent of ribosome.